AUUUGGACGUGCAGUUGUGUGCGAUAAUGAAGAUGACGAUGAUGAUGAUCGUAGUCUUGGCCUUGCUUGGGCUCUGCUCAGCAGAGGAGGGAGCACGAUUGUUGGCUUCCAAGUCCCUGCUGAACCGUUACGCUGUGGAGGGCCGGGAUCUGACCCUGCAGUACAACAUCUACAACGUGGGCUCCAGUGCCGCCCUGGAGGUUGAGCUGUCAGAUGACUCGUUUCCCCCUGAAGACUUUGGAAUUGUUUCGGGAAUGUUGAAUGUGAAGUGGGACAGAAUUGCACCUGCUAGCAAUGUGUCUCACACGGUAGUACUGCGCCCCCUGAAGGCAGGGUACUUCAAUUUCACCUCUGCAUCUGUCAGCUACCUGUCCCAGGAGGGAGGCCAAGUGGUGGUGGGCUUCACCAGUGCACCGGGUCAGGGAGGCAUCCUGGCCCAGAAGGAGUUUGACCGUCGCUUCUCUCCACAUUACCUAGACUGGGCGGCAUUCGGUGUGAUGACCCUGCCUUCCAUUGGCAUCCCUCUGCUCCUGUGGUACUCCAGCAAGAGAAAGUACGACUCAUCGAAGGCCAAGAAGAACUGAAGGUGUGAGCUGUAGCUUCCAGGCCCGGGGCUGGAAGUGAAGGGAGCUUCCUGUAUCAGGAGUAUCCGGGGCGCCGAUAACCCAAGAACCACGCUCUUGACAAAACAAGUCAAUCAGGCUGAUGAUGCACAACAGCGACCACCGCGGUUGUUAUAGUAACGGCUGUUGGACCUGUUCUAGAAAUGUAAGUUGGACGUAGAUUUGAUGGGUUGCACAACUGAAAUGAAAUAAAUGAAAGACACCAGACUAUUUGUAAAACUG
This is a messenger RNA of Thalassophryne amazonica, 845 nucleotides long. RefSeq names its product signal sequence receptor, beta (gene ssr2). The record is from RefSeq and is a predicted model, not a curated record. NCBI's taxonomy places the organism in Eukaryota, Metazoa, Chordata, Actinopteri, Batrachoidiformes, Batrachoididae. The transcript is spliced from 6 exons. Gene Ontology annotation, cellular component: endoplasmic reticulum; membrane. The coding region runs from base 27 to 584 and encodes 185 amino acids.